This is a messenger RNA of Rhopalosiphum padi (bird cherry-oat aphid), 2065 nucleotides long. It is a transcript of the gene Cluap1, whose product is annotated as clusterin-associated protein 1. Gene Ontology annotation, biological process: cilium assembly. The record is from RefSeq and is a predicted model, not a curated record. NCBI's taxonomy places the organism in Eukaryota, Metazoa, Arthropoda, Insecta, Hemiptera, Aphididae. Gene Ontology annotation, cellular component: intraciliary transport particle B; centrosome; cilium. The transcript has 7 exons. The coding region runs from base 108 to 1277 and encodes 389 amino acids.
AAUACUUCAUUAGCUUUCGCCAGAAGUAUCUACAUAAGCAAUAACCUAUACAUACCUAUUUGUUAAAUACUUAUAAGCAUUAAAUAUAAAAAUACAGUAAUAUUAAUAUGUCUUACAGGGAUUUAUUUAAAUUCACUGAAGUCAUGAGAUCAUUAGGAUAUCAUCAACAGAUAUCUAUGGAUAGUUUUCAUAGUCCAAAUUUUAGUUUAGUGUCUGAAAUUUUAUUUUGGUUGGCUUUACGUUUUGAGCCUGACACUAAUUUACCACAAGAAAUUGAAACAUCUGAACAACGAGUUUAUUUCAUUCGCUCAAUUGUAGAAUUUUUUGUUCUCAAGACCAAUAUCAAGUUAAAUGUAAAGAAACUAUAUCAAGCUGAUCGAAAUGCAGUGGGUGAACUAUUAAAAAUAACUGAUUUGCUUAAUGAUGCAUUAAACAGAAAACAAAUUUACGAGGAUGAAGGUUUUACCAAAUUGGAAACUAACUUAACUUAUAAAGCCAAUGAACUAAAAACGACAAGAGAAUUGGCUUCUAAAAUUACUCAAAAAGGUGCUGAAUUAUUUCGUUCUUUAGAAGAAGAAAGCGAACUACGGCCAAUUAGAGAUAGUCGAGUUAAUGCUGCAUUGGAUAUUAAUGAAGUUGAACAAAGCAUUAAGACACUAAUUCAGAAAACAAAAAAAGAAACUGAACAUACUAGAGAUUUGAUAAAAAAUAUUUCUGCAACUGAAGCCAAUCUGGAUGCGAAAAUUACAAAACGGCGAGAAGAUUUAGAAAGAAAUUCAAAGAGACUUCAAACUUUGAAACAAGUGAGGCCAGCGUUCUUAGAAGAAUUUGAAGAUUUAGAAUCUGAACUCAGAAACUUAUAUCAAGAAUAUAUUACAAGACAAAGAUGUAUAAGUUAUUUAGAACAUCAACAAGAACAGGUCGCUCAGGCAGAACUAAUACACAUACAAGAACAACAAGAAUUAGCUAAAAAAAUUAUUGAAAAUAAUAAACAAGACGAUGAUUUAAAACUAUUGGAAGAGGUUAAUAAUGAACCAUACAAUAAUCAAUUUUUAGAAAAUACACCAGAUAUUAGUAUUAAAGGGAGAGUUAGUAGCGCAGCUACAAGUAGAAAUCGUGGUAUGUUUGGCCGCUUAUCAGACAGUGAAACAGAUUCUGAUUUAAUGUUGGACGAUGAAGAAGAUUCCAAUAUAAUGGCAUCUGAUGGAGAACUUUCAACUUCUAGAGCUGAAAAACUAGGAAGUAUUCACAGUGAUAGUGUUGAUAGUAACGACUAAUAAGAUUGAUUAUAUUUUAUAUUUUAAAUCUAAAAUUUAUUAUAUAAAUAUUUAUAGCCACUUUAUUUAUAAAUAAUGAAUUUAUAUAAAUUUUAAUUUAAUAUUACUUUCAUCUAAAUACCAAAAAUUAUACACUAAAAUAAUUUAAGUGUUUUAAUUUUGCUACUAAUAGAAAAAUAGUCAUAUACAGGAUGUGAAUCUAUAAGACUACAACUAAUACACAUUUAUAGGCUUAUAGCUAUACUAUAAUAAUAUAGAUUGAUUAUUCAAAAAUACCACUUAAAUAGAUACUUUUUAAAAAAUAGUGCAGUGUUUAUUGAACUAUCCACAUGUCUGCAGAAAUAGUACUUCAUAAUCAUGAAUGUUAAUCAUCGUACAUCAAUACUAUGAAUAAAAAAAAUGAUAAUUAACUAAUGUUAAAAAUUAUAUUAUUUGUCUGUAAAUUAAAUAUGUACCAAAUUUAUACAUAAUAUAACCUUCAUAGCUACAAAUAUCAGAAAAUUUACUAAAAAAAGCAAGUGUAAAUAAAUAUUUUUUAUGUAGAUCUAAUAAACUAACAUAAAAUCUAUAUAAAAAUCAUCAGUAUUUAUACAACAGUUUUUGAAACUGUUACCUACUGCUUAAUUUAAAUUCUUAGUAGCACCCACACUUUAUACAGUUUAUUUUCAGUAUUAGCAUCAACACAUCGUCAAUGACAAAAAAAAUUAAAUUGCUCUAAAAUACAAUAAUCUAAGAAACAUGUACAUAUCUAUUGAAUAAUAUAUUAAAAUAAAAAAAAUAAUGUUUAA